This is a messenger RNA of Sinocyclocheilus grahami, 2811 nucleotides long. Its product is annotated as neurofilament medium polypeptide. Gene Ontology annotation, biological process: neurofilament bundle assembly. Lineage: Eukaryota; Metazoa; Chordata; Actinopteri; Cypriniformes; Cyprinidae. The record is from RefSeq and is a predicted model, not a curated record. Gene Ontology annotation, cellular component: postsynaptic intermediate filament cytoskeleton; axon; intermediate filament. Bases 1 to 2793 code for a protein of 930 amino acids. The transcript is spliced from 4 exons. Gene Ontology annotation, molecular function: structural constituent of cytoskeleton.
AUGACCAAGUCAAGAAAUUACAAUUCAGAUGAGAACCGCCAGAACCUGGAGGAAGAGUUUAACACUUUGAGAGAAAAGUAUGAGAGAGAGGCUCGUGGUCGAGGGGAUGUGGAGGACAGCAUUUCAGUACUAAAGAAAUGCAUUAAUGACGCAUAUCUAACCAAACAAGAGAUGGACAGAAAAGCUAAAGCUCUCGAAGAGGAGAUCGGCUUCUUGAAGAAAAAUCACGAAAGUGAGGUAGCCGAAAUGAUGGCCCAAAUCCAAGAGGGUCAUGUGACAGCAGAAAUGAGUGAUUUUAGUAGAAGUGAUGUCACUGCAGCUCUGAGAGACAUCAGGAUGCAACUUGAAGGUCACACCGACUCUGACAUCCGAGAUGCUGAGGAACGCUUUCGAGCACAGCUCGCUAAACUGACCAAAGCUGCUGAGGUCAACAGAGAAGCGCUCAUGACCACUAAAGCAGAGAUUAAUGAACACAGGAGACAGCUCCAGUCCAGGAACAUUGAGCUCGACUCUGUGAAAGGUGUGAGAGAAGCGCUGGAGAGGCAGCUGUAUGACCUCGAGCAACGGCACAAUGCUGAAAUCCAUCACUACCAGGACACAAUCAGAGAGUUGGAAUCUGAGCUGAAAAAUGCUAAAUAUGACAUGAGCAGUCAUCUGAGGGAGUACCAGGACCUUCUCAAUGUCAAAAUGGCACUGGAUGCUGAAAUUUAUUCCUACAGAAAACUUUUGGAGGGUGAAGAGUCAAGGUACUCUACAAUCUCAGAUGCUCAUAUUUCAGUACCACACAUUUACAGACAGUCACCCAUCUAUACUCUCCAGGGGGGAGCAACUCGAAAAGCAGAGCCUCAGUACAAAUUUGUCGAAGAGAUUAUUACAGAGACCACCAGAGAAGAUGUGGAGAUAUCAGACACUGGCUCGGAUAAGAGUGGGGAGGGGAGAGAGGGUGACAGACCAGAUGAGGAGAGCAGUGAGAAGGAUGCACAGGGUGAAACUCCACAAGAGGCGGAAGAUACUGAAGAACCAGCCAAUGAAGGCAAUGAAGCCAGUCCUGAGUUAGAAACAGAGGAAAAUGAAGUCAAACCAAGUGAUGAUAAAGAGGAUGAGCCAGCUGAAAAAACUCCAGAUGAUUCUGAGGUACAAAAAGAUGCUGACUCUAAACCAACUCAGGAAUCUACAGAAGAAGCCACUGAUGAACAAGAUAAAGAUGAGGAAUUAGACACAAAAGGCACGGAGCACAAAGACCUGAAGGAUGACAUGCAGGGAAAAGUAGAAGAACCUGAAGAGGAAAAUAAACAAGCUAAAGAGACAGAGAAAGAUGUCCCCAAACCAGAUCUGUCAGAAAAGCAAGAAAUGCCAGAGGAAUCAAAAACUGGAGAAAAAGACAAACCAUCUCAGGAACCGCAAGAUCCUGAAGCAACAACGGAAGUAAACACUAAGCCUGGUGAAGAGACUGUUGGGGUAACCUCUCCAAAAACUGAAGAUGCUAAAGUCUCAUCUCAAGAAUCUACAACAGAGAAAGAAUCAGCUCCAGUGAAACCUGUAGAGGAAGAUACUCCCAAACCAGAUAAACAAGCAACUCCCGAACAUGCUGAGAGUGGAAAACAGACUACUGGAGAGGACGCAAAGGAGGAUACUUCUGCAAAAAAUGACAAAUCUGACAGUAUGAAGGAAGAAACUAAGAAAGCCUAUGGGCCUAUGGAAAAAGACCAAGAGGAUAACAACAAACUAACAGAGAAACCUGUGGGGGAAAAACAAGAGGAUAUGUCAGGUAAAGACGAAAAGGAACACAAACCUGAGGAGUCUGUAGAAGAUAGCAAAGCUGAACUGGUAGACAAUGUGAAAACAGGAAAAGGUGAAAAUAUUAAGGCUGAAGAACCAGAAAAGACACAAAAAGAGGUUUCAAAGGAUGCAGAAGAACAAUCACAACCUGAAAAGUCAAAGAAACAGGAGGACAGCACAAGCAGUAGCAGUCUAGAAAGUGUGACAAUUGAAAAGGGUGAAACUGGCAAGCUAAAAGAAACCGAAAAGACACAAGAAGAAACUUCCAAAGUUGUGGAAGAAAAAUCACUACCUGAGAAGUCACAGAUAACGGAUGACCAAAAAAGUGACAGUGUAAAAACAGAAAAGGCUGAACAUGCGAAGCCUAAAGAAGCAGAAAAGACACAAGAAGAACCUUCAAAAGAUGCAGAAGAAAAAUCACAACAUGAAAAGUCUCAGAUACAGGAAGCUCGCAAAAGUGACAGCGUAGACAGUAUCAAAACAGAAAAGGGUGAACAUGCUAAGCCUAAAGAAACAGAAAAGACACAGGAGGACCUCUCCAAAGUUGAGGAAGAAAAAUCACCUGAGAAGUCAAAGAGACAGGAAAACAGCAAAAGUGAUAGCAGUGCUGAAAGUGUGACAACAAGCGGAGGGGAAGCUGAAGUCACAGAGAAACAGGUUGAUGAAACACCGAGUAAUCAACCCCCCAAAGCCCAGGAAACAACAUCUGAUGCAAAGCCUGAGCAAAAGGAUAUUAAAGAAAGCAAAGAGAUGCCUGAAAAAGCUGAAGAGGUGGAUAGUGUGAUGACCAAAGGCAGUGGAACCAGCAAAGAUGUUAAAAGUGAAGAAACUGUCCAAAAAGACAAAGAAUCAGACAGCGGUGCACAUGAAGUGAAGGCUGCAAAAUCUGAGACGUCAACCAAAACAGAAGCUAAAGCUCUGGAGAAGACAGAGCAAGUCAAAGACAGCAGCAUGGAGGACAACGUGGACACCAAAGGUCCAGAAGAAACAACUAAACCCUCUAGUGUAAAGUAGAAUAUAAACAGCAGAAAA